Gamsiella multidivaricata is the source of this 865-nucleotide messenger RNA. RefSeq lists its product as uncharacterized. Bases 111 to 794 code for a protein of 227 amino acids. The transcript has a single exon. NCBI's taxonomy places the organism in Eukaryota, Fungi, Mortierellomycota, Mortierellomycetes, Mortierellales, Mortierellaceae. The record is from RefSeq and is a predicted model, not a curated record.
AGAGAAAUGCGUAAGAUGCGCUGUCGAGGUGCCAGAUGGCUUCGUGAUAGCUACUGGGACACCUUCCUACUUUUCUAUGACUUUGAUCCCCCCUCUCUUCAACUGUGGCAAUGGCAUUCAGCAGUAUCUACAACCUCGGAAAUAUAAAUGAUCCCUUUACCACAGAUGCAAGACAUCCACCUCGCUUUCUUUCCAUAUCUUCUCGCCAAUCCCGCAUUUUUGUAACAACCAUGGGAAUGCUUUUCACUGGUACCUAUGACUAUGCCGGUGACUCCGCCAGCGACAUCGCCAGUGACUCCGCCAGCGACAUCGCCAGUGACUCCGCCAGCGACAUCGCCAGUGACUCCGCCAGCGACAUCGCCAGUGAUUCUGCCAGCUACUCUACCAAUGAAUCCACCAUUAACUCCAUCAAUAACUCUACCAACGGAACCAUUAAUGACUCUGCCGACGAAUUUGAGGACAACCUAGCCAAGUCGAGUGAGUCGGAUUACUCCAUGGAUUCCGAAGGGCAUGCUGCCUUCACCUACGGCGACACUCAAGUGAAUUUGACCGACGCACAGAAGAAAAGGCUUGUAUCCUUGCGCGCCCCAAGAAUGGCUGAAUUGCUUCUUCUACAUCCGGAGUUUCCUCAAGAUGUCCAGAAAUUUAUUGAGUGCCUGACUUCAGAUAUAGUGCUGCAACAGAUCGACGAUACCCCAGCAACUAGCGGUAUUUGGCACCAGUUCCUGAUCGAGAUCGAAGAGGUCUUCGUGGAUUUUUUCUCAGGCGAAGAGAUGCCGCAGCUCGAUGAUUAACAAAACAAAGAACACGACAGCUUUCAUGUUUGCCGCCUUGCCAUUAAUAAUAAAAUUUGCCGAAUCUGCAC